AUGUGCUCGACCUGCUGCAGUAUUCAAGAGACGUUACGUAACAAGGCAGUUCAAUGUCGCUGUGCAUAUAAUGUAAAGCACAGGUCUAACAUACGCAUUGUACACAGAAUAGAUAAUCCGCUCUUAUCUAUUGUGUUUGGUUUCAUAUCAAAAUUUUAUGGGUGCACACCUUUUCUGUGGUAUGUAAUAGUGUUGGUUAGACGCAUAGCGGGUUUAGUUAUUUUCAUUCCCACGGUUGUCGCAGGACAGAGGACUAGAACCAGUGAGGUAAUUAUCCAAAGUAUCGAUUAG
Acanthoscelides obtectus is the source of this 291-nucleotide messenger RNA. The record is from the annotation of a GenBank genome assembly. Lineage: Eukaryota; Metazoa; Arthropoda; Insecta; Coleoptera; Chrysomelidae.